AUGAAGCGACUCCGGGUUCCCCCACUCGAAGAAAAGCAAUCGCCACUGGUGACAUUUCGUGUUGGAAUCUUUAUCGUGCCAAUACUUUAUCGUCCAGCUCGUUAUUGGCUUUUAAAAACAUUGGGCCGAAUCUUUUCCGCAGCGUUUCAUCCUAUCUUUUUUGCGGAGUUUUGGCUUGCCAAUCAACUAGCAUCGCUCGAGUUAGCCUUCUUCGAUCUUGAAUAUUUCUUUUGUUUUUACACUUCGGAUCGUCAAUGGUGGUCAACAAAUUUAACAUCGCCAGCAUCACCCAAAGGUGCAUUUUGUACAGGUUGGUCAAGGUUUCUAUUACAGGCAUUUCUACUAGCAAUACCAUCUUCGAUUCGUUGUGCCCAAUGUAUCCGACGAUAUUAUGAUUCGAAACUUAAAUUUCCACAUCUUGCCAAUGCGGGCAAAUAUUCGACGAGUAUCUUAGUGGCGAUUACGAAUUCACUUCGACGUGCAACCAAUAUAUUAAGUUAUCCAGGCAAGCCAAAGAAAAACCCAUUUGUUUAUACUUGGAUCACUGCUGCGCUCAUCAGUUCAACGUACAAACUUAUAUGGGAUCUUAAAAUGGAUUGGGGUUUGUUCCAUAAGAAUGCCGGUGAAAAUAAAUUCUUACGUAAUCAUCUUGUCUAUUCAUCGAAGAUCUACUAUUAUUAUGCUAUCAUUCAAGAUAUUAUCUUACGAUACCUAUGGACAAUCAAUAUCUUUGUACAAUUUACUACAGGAACAGCUGAAUACUCUGACGUCAUUGGUUUUUCUUUCGGUCUGGUUGAAGUACUUCGCCGAUUUCUUUGGAAUUUUUUUCGUCUAGAAAACGAACAUUUGAAUAAUUGUGGUCAAUUUCGUGCGGUUCGUGAUAUUUCGAUUGCACCCAUCAAAACUGGUAUUAAUUUUUCAUUGAUCCACUCUAAGUUAAGUAACGAACCGGGCAUUCGAAGUCGACGCAGCAAAAUACCAUUCUCAACGAUUGUUGAGGAAGAAAAUAUAGCGACAUCCGAUGAUACAACUAUAGACAUCUUGAAAAAUAGUGCCGCCGAUCUUGUUGAUAAUAUGGUAUCGGCAUGUGAUACCACGGUAGUACAAAAUGUGAACGAAAUCAAUACAACGUUGAGCGAUAUCAGAGCGAAGACGCGUCAUACAUUCUCAGUUUUGGAUGAUGACUUGAAUUCAUCAAAUUCAGUUCUUCGCGUCGAUCAUUUAAAUAUAUUACUAAAACGUUCCCUAUCUGUAUAA
This is a messenger RNA of Didymodactylos carnosus, 1257 nucleotides long. NCBI's taxonomy places the organism in Eukaryota, Metazoa, Rotifera, Eurotatoria, Philodinida, Philodinidae. The record is from the annotation of a GenBank genome assembly.